AUGGAGGAGGCUCACAGUGAAGAAGAGGAGCAUUCUGGGAAAGUUAGUCCCAACGCCUUCCAGCCCUCCACAGCCAAUCAGGAUAAAGACGUGGACUCCCAGAGGGAGCUUCACCCUGGGCCAUUGUUGCUCAGCCGAGACAUCAACAAAUACUGCAAGUUCCUCUGGAAGAAUUCAAGCACCGUCAACUACAACAGCUUCCUGCUCACGCAGCCUAACGUGUUGGCGUACGCCGUCCACUGUCAGACAGACCCCUGGGGACGACCUGUUGCUGGGGUGGUGGUCCUCUGCAGGGACGGACUAACAGGAGACACAUACGACCACCGGACUACCGUACAGACGGUGAUUCAUGAGUUGUUUCACGCUCUUGGUUUCUCUAAAGAUCUCUUCAGCACCUGGCGAGAUUGUUCAUCGUCCUAUCAAGGAGGAGCUCCGUGUUCUCCUCGAGGUAAAGUGAUUCAUUCAGAUGAGUCAGGACAGGUGAGGGUUUACACUCCAUCCAUCAUCUCAGCGCUACAAAAACACCUGGUGUCCACUGAUCCAGAACUCGGGGGGCCUCUGGAGAACUUGGAUGGAUCCGCAGGCAGAGGAUCCUCUCACUGGGAGUCCCGCGUCCUGCAGGGGUCCAUCAUGACGGCGGUGCUGGGAGAUCCGACCACAGUCCGGAUCGACCCGGUCACCUUGGCUGCCCUGCAGGACACAGGAUGGUACAGAGUCAACCAGAGCCGGGCACAGAGUCUGGUCUGGGGAGACAGUGGAGGAGCGUCAUUCGGCUCUCUGUCGACCUGCAAACACAACUCCUCGACAUUUUUCUGCACUGGCAGUGGAGUUGGAUGUCAUUUCCUUCACCUCCACAAGGGGGCGUGUCAGACUGAUCCAUACCUGGAGGGCUGUCGGGUCUAUAAACCCAUUCAGAACCAAAGCAAAUGUUGGAGAAAGGAAACGAUCAGACAGUCAGACGAAGAAAGCGGAGAAGUUUUUGGCUUCGACAGCCGCUGCUUCUUCUCCAGCCUGACCAGACAGAGGCAUUUCAGAGGAUUUGGCAGUACAUCCAACCGCAGACCACGUGUAACCACACCAACCCAGGACUUCCACAUCCGGCAUCUCCACCCCCAGCUGUCACGGUCAGCGGCCCCCGCUGCCCCCCCAUCUGCCUAA
Molecule: messenger RNA, 1158 nt
Organism: Nematolebias whitei (Rio pearlfish)
Lineage: Eukaryota; Metazoa; Chordata; Actinopteri; Cyprinodontiformes; Rivulidae
Product: leishmanolysin-like peptidase 2
Exons: 10
Coding region: 1-1158 (385 amino acids)
Biological process (GO): proteolysis; cell adhesion
Cellular component (GO): membrane; cytoplasm
Molecular function (GO): metalloendopeptidase activity
Source: RefSeq, a predicted model, not a curated record